AUGACAGUGAAGGCCAUAUCAGGGCCUACGGAGCCUGUAGCCGGGACCUCAACCAUUCGUAAACGCAAGGCUCAUAAGAAGAGUCGGCUCGGCUGCCGCAACUGCAAGCUCAGAAGAAUCAAAUGCAAUGAGGCUCGGCCGAACUGCGAACAAUGCCUGGGCUUCGGAGUCUUAUGCAACUUUGACCCUAGCAUCCCGGAUCUCCAGCCUUGUUCGGCAACUUCUAACGUCGUCCAAAUUGAGACCGUGAUCGAAAAGUCUCCGCUUGUGACGACGCGGCCUGUUCUGGAUAUAGUGAGCGCUGCCUUGCAGGAAGAAGGUCUUGGCCCGGGCUGGAAAUCAGGGGUAAUGCGAUUCGACAACGACGACCUGGCGCGAUUGGACAAAUUUCAAUCGCGUACAGUUCUGACAAUCGGUAUCAAACGAGUGGCUCGACUUUUGCAGAAAGAAGUCAUCCCUCUCGCCUGUACGCAUCGGUUCCUUAUGCACCUUGUGCAAGUGGUGACAGCUUGCCACGACCGUUAUUUGUGCGGACUUGCCACUGCCAGGCCAAGUCGAGCCGAGACCUAUCAUAUGAGCCAAGCUCUAGCAACCUUUCAAACAAUCCUAUCUCGACCGAUCCACCAUGACGACCGUGACGCUUUGAUGCUGGCAUCUUCUCUCCUUGCCGUCGCAAGCUUCUUCAACCUCGAAGCGUCCACCAUCGAGGAAGUAUGGCCGCUGGCAGAUUCGGACAUGUCGUGGCUCAAUCUGAGCGACGGCAAACGGACGGUCUGGAGAUUGGCCAAACCCUUACGGCCUGGAAGCCUCUGGCAACAGGUUGCUCACAUCUACGAUCGAGAUCCCGUGCUAGCGGCUAAGCUUCCCGAACACGCCCCUUCGAUCUUUGAUCAUCUGUUCAGCAACCACUCAUCCUCACUGUCUGCUGCUGCCAACCCAUAUUAUAGGACAUCCCGGGCUCUUGUGGCUUUACUUGAUCUUGAGUGCAAUGACUCCACCUGGCUCCAAUUCCUCGAGUUCCUCUGCCACACGGAUCCUCCUUACAAGCUCCUGCUUCAGCAACGGGAUCCUUGGGCCCUGCUUAUCCUGUGCUAUUGGUAUAUGAAAGUGUGCAGAGGCGCUUGGUGGAUAUCCUCACGCUGUAUCCUACAGGGCCAAGCGAUUUGUCUGUAUCUCGAGCGCUAUCAUUCGACGGAUGCUACCAUUCGGGCGGGACUGAGACGGCCGAGAAUGGAGUUUGAAGCUGCGCAGGCGGAUGGCUGGGGUGGUAUUUCUUCUGGUAUAAGUAGGCCGCAUUCGGCAGGCGUCCAGCAGUGGACGUAG
This is a messenger RNA of Cladophialophora carrionii CBS 160.54, 1323 nucleotides long. RefSeq lists its product as uncharacterized. The record is from RefSeq and is a predicted model, not a curated record. Gene Ontology annotation, molecular function: DNA-binding transcription factor activity, RNA polymerase II-specific; zinc ion binding. Lineage: Eukaryota; Fungi; Ascomycota; Eurotiomycetes; Chaetothyriales; Herpotrichiellaceae. Gene Ontology annotation, biological process: regulation of transcription by RNA polymerase II. The transcript has a single exon. Bases 1 to 1323 code for a protein of 440 amino acids.